CUACGUUAGUUGUGUUAAACAGAAAGAAAGAACGGAAGGUAAUUGUGUGUAUUUUGAAAUGUUUUCUUGUGCAAGGAUAGUUAUAAUUAGCUUCUUAUGUAAGGUAGUUUGUUCUACACAAAAACGUGAUUUUUCCACUAUUUUUGAAUGGAGCCAACUAGAAUUUGAUUAUUCAUCAUCAUAUGAGAGAGACAAAGAUAUUCUAACGGGAAAUUUUUUGCCUGGAAAACCAGCUCCCAUCGAUGUUGACGUUUAUUAUGCAAGAGAAUGGGAAGGGAACAAAAUAUUUGUAACAGUUCCAAGAUUACAGCGUGGAGUCCCAGCGACACUAGGUACUCUUUCUGCAAAAAAGUUUAACGGAAAUCCAGUAAUUAAACCGUAUCCUAAUUGGAAUUGGCAUAAAAAUCCAGAACGGUGUAAUAGGGAGAGAAUUAUUUCCGUGUAUAGAGUUAAGAUUGAUGAAUGCGGAAGACUCUGGGUUUUGGACACCGGAAAAAUAUUAGAAACCACAAUUUGUCCACCACAGAUAUUGAUUUUUGAUCUACAAACCGAUACACUGCUUCAUAGGUACGAAAUACCAAGUGAUCAAUAUGAAUCUCGCUCUAUCUUCGUUACACCAGUUAUUGAGAUUCUUAAUUCACACAAUUACUGUCAAAACACAUUUGCUUAUUUUGCAGAUUGCCAGGCAUAUUCAAUUGUUGUUUAUGAUUUGAAGAAUGACAGGUCUUGGAAAGUAACCGAUAAGACUAUGUAUCCUUAUCCUGAUUACGGAACUUAUAAUGUACAAGGAGAUUCUUUUGAUCUUAUGGAUGGUAUCUUGGGAAUGAGUCUAUCACCAAGCUCGGAUGGAGGACAAAGAAAACUAUUUUAUCAUGCAAUGUCCAGUCCUACUGAAAACUGGAUAUAUACAGCUCACCUUAGAAAUGAAACCUUAUCCCGUAUCCCACAACCUCAACUAUUUCAUACCUUUAGUGGAAAACGAAGAACCCAAGCUGUUGCUGAGGCGAUUGAUUCCAACGGUAUAAUGUACUUUGGAUUAGUGGGUGAAGUUAAAGUAGCUUGUUUUAAUACCAGAAUAGGAGACUAUGGCGGACAGGGUUCUGGUAUAGUAGCAGAUAAUCCUGUAACUCUGCAAUUUCCUACUGGCGUAAAGGUUGUGAGAAAUAAACGUGGUGAUGACGAAUUAUGGAUCCUAACCUCUCGAUUUCAAAAAGUUUUUACAGAAACGCUUAAUACGAACGAAAUUAACUUUCGAAUAUUGGCGGUAAAAAUUAAACAUUUAAUACCAGGAACGCAAUGUGCCCAAGGAACCUUUCAAAUACAAAAUGGAGAAGGAUAUAACCUAUUUAUUAGAGAAUAUGAUGCACCUAGGUAGUCAUUUUACGAUAUUCUCAUAUAUAUUUUUUUGUAUCAAGUAAAAUAUAGAUUUUAAGACUGAA
Molecule: messenger RNA, 1439 nt
Organism: Diabrotica balteata
Lineage: Eukaryota; Metazoa; Arthropoda; Insecta; Coleoptera; Chrysomelidae
Source: the annotation of a GenBank genome assembly